Messenger RNA from Mus pahari (shrew mouse), 1909 nucleotides. RefSeq names its product zinc finger protein 791-like. Gene Ontology annotation, molecular function: RNA polymerase II cis-regulatory region sequence-specific DNA binding; DNA-binding transcription factor activity, RNA polymerase II-specific. Gene Ontology annotation, biological process: regulation of transcription by RNA polymerase II. The record is from RefSeq and is a predicted model, not a curated record. NCBI's taxonomy places the organism in Eukaryota, Metazoa, Chordata, Mammalia, Rodentia, Muridae. The transcript has 4 exons. Gene Ontology annotation, cellular component: nucleus. Bases 61 to 1653 code for a protein of 530 amino acids.
GUGACAGACAAGUGUGAUUUCCUUGAGACAAGGCAAAGCAUAGAUCCGUGAAGGCCUGCUAUGGAUUCAGUGACCUUUGAGGAUGUGUGUGUGACCUUCGCUCAGGAAGAGUGGGAUCUACUGCGUCCUGUACAGAAGAAACUCUACAAAGAUGUGAUGUGGGAAACCGUGAGAAACCUGGCCUCUGUGGGUGAGGCGAGUGAACUAGAAGACCAGGAUGUUUCGAAUCAGUACAGAAUCCAAGAGGAAAAUGUAAGAAGUUAUGUGAUACAAAGACUCUAUGAAAGUAAAGAAGUUAUUCAGCAUGGAGAAAGCUUCAGACAGAUUCCAAACACUGGUGUGGCCAAGAUAACAUCUGGAGGAAAAGCAUAUAUUUGUAGCAUGUGUGGAAAAGGCUUCAUGCUUUGUUCAUCCCUUGCCAGGCAUGUCAGAACUCACCCCGGCCAUGAACUUGAUGGAUUUAAGUGUGGAGAGAAGCGAUUUAAGUGUAAGGAAUGUGGGGCCACCUUCAGUUACCUCAAGUCCUUUCAGAGACAUGAGAGGACUCACGCUGGAGAGAGCCCCUACAGGUGUAAGCACUGUGGGAAGACCUUCAUCUAUUUCCAGCCCUUUCAAACACAUGAACGGACACACACUGGAGAGAAACUCUAUCAGUGUAAGCAUUGUGGUAAAGGGCUUAGUUCUCCUGGUUCUCUUCGAAUUCAUCAAAGAAUUCACACCGGGGAGAAGCCCUAUGUGUGUGAGAAGUGUGGCAAAGCCUUCAGUUGUCCCAGUUCCAUCCAAAUCCAUGAAAGAACCCACACCGGGGAGAAGCCCUAUAAAUGUAAAGAAUGCGGGAAAGCUUUCAUAUCCCGCACAAGUGUCAAAACGCACAUGGUCACACACAGCGGUGAUACAAACAAGCCUCAUAAAUGCGAGCAUUGCGGGAAGGCGUUCCUUCGGCCGUGUUUUCUGCGAGUGCAUGCGCGGAUUCACACUGGAGAGAAGCCCUAUGUUUGCAAGCAGUGUGGUAAGGCCUUCAGAUGUUCCACUUCGAUGCAGAUCCACAAAAGGACUCACACCGGGGAGAAACCCUACAAGUGUAAGGAGUGCGGUAAAGCCUUCAGUGCCCAUUCGGCGUUUCGAGUCCACAGGCGGGUGCACACUGGAGAGAAGCCUUAUAAAUGCAGAGACUGUGGAAAAGCCUUCAUCUGCCUCACCUACUGCCGUGCGCAUGAGCGAAAACACACCGGCGAGAAAUCCCAUGAAUGUGAGCAGUGCGGGAAAGCCUUCGCCUCUCUGGAAAACUUUCGACGGCAUGUCAAAACUCACGCCAAAGAUACACCUUAUAAAUGUAAGGAGUGUGGAAAAGCUUUCGUUUUCCUCAGCGCCCUUCAAGCACACGAGAGGAUUCACACUGAGGAGAAGCCUUACAAAUGUGAACAAUGUGGCAAAACCUUUAGAUGUUCAAGUUAUGUUCAGGUACACAGGAGAAUCCACACCGGGGAGAAACCCUAUGAAUGUAAGGAGUGUGGGAAAACCUUCAUUUAUUCGACAAGCUUUCGAGGGCACAUGAGAAUGCACACGGGAGAGAAACCCUACAAAUGUAAGGAGUGUGAGAAAGCCUUCAGGCUCGGCAGUUCCCUUAAAAGGCAUGAGAGAACUCACAGCUAAAGAAAUGUGCUUUGUGUGCGCAUGCAUGGGAGAACUUUUUGCUUUGUCCACAUCCUUCAAUAAACGUGAAAAUGCACAAUAGAUAACAAAUGUGAGGAAUGAGGGGGAAUGAACAUUUUCAAUGUUAACACUUUGUUGUGAAAUUAUCCAUUGUGGAGAAAUCUCAUGCUAUUAGUUAAUUAAUUAAGUAAUACAGGAAACUAACUGCAGUGUAAUAGGAAACUCACAUCAAGUGGGCCAGAAAAUUCAAAAUGUU